This is a messenger RNA of Heterostelium album PN500, 1056 nucleotides long. RefSeq lists its product as uncharacterized. The transcript is spliced from 4 exons. Gene Ontology annotation, biological process: dephosphorylation. Bases 1 to 1056 code for a protein of 351 amino acids. The record is from RefSeq and is a predicted model, not a curated record. Lineage: Eukaryota; Evosea; Eumycetozoa; Acytosteliales; Acytosteliaceae. Gene Ontology annotation, molecular function: phosphatase activity.
AUGAAAUCAAUUAUUUUUGUUGCAUUAUUAUUUGUCGGAAUUGCAUGUUCCGAAUAUUUGGAAUAUGAAAAAGUUCGUUUAGUUGAUACAUACACUUUCACUGAUGGAUCAUCCAAUUAUUUAUUCAGAGGAAAUGAACCAAAGAUUAGCGUCAAUGGUCAAGAUGAAUUCGCUUAUGAUUUAUUAACUUCAUACAUGAGAAAUGUAUCACAAUUGAAUGGUGUCACACUCCCAGAGAAUUUCUUGAUUUUCGAUAUCAAAUUGACCUAUGGUUUGAAGGAGGAGCAAGGAGAUGUCAAUCUCGAACAAUGGUUCUUUGGAAACAACACUGACAAGGGUUUGUUUGGUGUCAACAUCACAUUGGGUGAUGUCACCGAUCCAAACUUAAUCGAAGAGAGCGUUCGUGACGAAAUGGCCAAGUACCUUCCAGUCUGGCAAAAGGACAACCUUCCAUUCAGAAUGAACUACUACCGUGAGAUUUUGACCACUCAACAGCAACAGCCACUCGCCCUUUACAUUCACUGUGAGUGUGGUUGCGAUCGUACCGGUGAGAUCUUUGCCUCAUACGUCAUGCAAUACUUGAACUACUCUUUCCAAAAGGCAAUGGAUUGGGACUAUUCCGUUGCUAUGAGACCAAUCAUGCCAAAUCACCAAUGGGCUGCCCAAUGGUACUGUUUAUAUCUUCAACUUGCCGUUGCUCAAGAUAUCGAUUACUAUGAUUAUAAUCAUGCCUAUCGCAUCAACGCUGAAAUUGCUCGACACUCUGGAACCCAAUUAAAAAAAGCAGCUUUCGAUCGUGAAGUUUUAGAGUAUGAAGCAAAUAGUAAAUAUAACUUGUCGGUCAACCCAGACUAUGUUCAAAAGGAAGGUCAAUACUAUGAAGAUAGCAAGAAGACCGACCCCCAGUCAUCAACAAACGUGAUGGCAUAUAUUUAUACUAUAAAACAAAGGAAUAGUGAAUUUCCUUCUCCUUGUAUAUCGUCUACUAAAUUUUCUUGUACAAACUUAAUCGAUAAACAAUUCGUCCCUAACAUCUCACAAAUUCUUAAAUUAUAA